GCGAAGUGCAGUGAAAUUUAGCGAGGGACUGACAGAUUAUAAUGGCGGCGGCAUUUCUUAAUCAAACAUCGAAACCUGAGAGAUUGGACGAGAAGAGAUCAGAAAUAUUAGAUUUUAUAGAACAACAAAAACAAGUAGACAGAAAAGUGGUGUUAGUAACAAGUGGCGGUACCACGGUUCCGUUAGAGAGUAAGACUGUGCGUUUCAUUGAUAAUUUCAGCGUUGGAUCCAGAGGAGCUGCAUCUACCGAAUAUUUUCUGAAGAAAGGUUAUGCUGUGGUAUUUCUCCACAGAAACAGAUCUCUGAAGCCAUUUCUACGCCAUUUGUCGACAUACAACUUCCUUGAUUUGUUGGGGUUAGAUGGUGAAAACCAAGAUGCACCAGUGAAAGUGAAAUCAGAGCACCAAAAAAGGCUUUCCUCCAUUCUGCGUGAUUAUGAACAAGUCCAGCGCGAUUGCUCCCUGCUGUGGGUGGAGUUCCAGUCGUUGUCCGAGUAUUUACACCUGCUACAAAUGUGUUCUACCUGUCUACAAGGCCUCGGAAAAUCCGCCAUGUUGUAUCUAGCAGCUGCUGUCGCAGAUUUCUACAUCCCAAAGGAUCAAAUGCCUGAGCAUAAAAUCCAGUCAGCAGAGGGUCCGUUACAGCUCUCUCUACAACUUGUCCCUAAAAUGCUGGAACCCUUGGUGAAAGAGUGGGUGCCAGAAGCUUUUGUCGUGUCUUUUAAACUGGAAACAAAUAAAGAUAUUUUGGUGUCCAAAUCCCUACAAGCACUAGACAAAUAUCAACAUCAGCUGGUGAUUGCAAACCUUCUGGAGACGAGAAAGAGGGAGGUCAAACUGGUGACCACAGAUAAUUGUGUAGAUAUUUCUAUGACAACUGAAGAACUAAGUAGUGGCCAUGAAAUUGAGGAAAAGAUAGUGAGAGAACUAGCCUCUUUACAUUCAAAGUUCUGUUCACCAGACGGUCACUGAUUCUGUUUUAAUUCAUUGUAGAAAAAGGUUGUUUCUGUAACUAAGGAAAGUUUAUUACUUUCUCUCAGGUGAUAAUAUAUUGAAAGUUAAGUUUUAAUGGAUCAACAUUUAUGGCUUAAAAAAUACUAGUAUUGUACAUACAUUGUAUAUGAUUAAUAUAUGUGUCACUUUUUUUAAAGGAAUGCAAAUUGUAAUACAUUCUUAUCCAACAAAUAGCCUAAUUCAUAAGGAAUUUCUUGCACAUGUUGCAUGUACAUUCCUUAUUUUUGGGUACGAAUCCAUCUACAUGUAUAAAAAGAUGUCACUCUUUAGCAACAGAUUUCUUGUAUAAGUAAAGUUUAGUUACAUUGUUAUGAUGAAUUAAGGAUAUACUAAUAAAAUCAUUGUUACCA
This is a messenger RNA of Magallana angulata, 1363 nucleotides long. Its product is annotated as phosphopantothenate--cysteine ligase-like. The record is from RefSeq and is a predicted model, not a curated record. Gene Ontology annotation, molecular function: phosphopantothenate--cysteine ligase activity. Gene Ontology annotation, biological process: coenzyme A biosynthetic process. Bases 42 to 971 code for a protein of 309 amino acids. NCBI's taxonomy places the organism in Eukaryota, Metazoa, Mollusca, Bivalvia, Ostreida, Ostreidae. Gene Ontology annotation, cellular component: cytoplasm; nucleus. The transcript is spliced from 7 exons.